CUCCUUGGGGACCAGGCAGCCUCAAACCCCAGCUGUCAGGGUCAGGACACCCAGUCAACCCACACUCGCUCUCUCUGUCUUCUUCAGACUACACCAUGGGGCUCAGCGACGGGGAGUGGCAGUUGGUGCUGAACGUCUGGGGGAAGGUGGAAGCUGACAUCCCGACCCAUGGGCAAGAAGUCCUCAUCAGUCUCUUUAAGGGUCACCCUGAGACCCUGGAGAAGUUUGACAAGUUCAAGAACCUGAAGUCAGAGGCCGACAUGAAGGCCUCCGAGGACCUGAAGAAGCACGGGGCCGUUGUGCUCACCGCCCUGGGGGGCAUCCUGAAGAAGAAGGGGCAGCACGAGGCGGAGCUGAAGCCCCUGGCCCAGUCGCAUGCCACCAAGCACAAGAUCCCCGUCAAGUACCUGGAGGUGGGAGGCGGGGCCAGGGGCGGGUGGCAGGACGGAAGGAGAGGCCCCGAAAGGAUGGGAUUUGGGUUCAAGUCCCAGCUCAGCCACCAACUUGCUGGGUGACCUAUGUCACUGCUC
Hipposideros armiger (great roundleaf bat) is the source of this 530-nucleotide messenger RNA. RefSeq names its product myoglobin (gene MB). Lineage: Eukaryota; Metazoa; Chordata; Mammalia; Chiroptera; Hipposideridae. Gene Ontology annotation, molecular function: oxygen binding; heme binding. The coding region runs from base 96 to 515 and encodes 139 amino acids. The record is from RefSeq and is a predicted model, not a curated record. The transcript is spliced from 2 exons. Gene Ontology annotation, cellular component: extracellular exosome. Gene Ontology annotation, biological process: oxygen transport.